Messenger RNA from Cladophialophora immunda, 1008 nucleotides. RefSeq lists its product as uncharacterized. Bases 1 to 1008 code for a protein of 335 amino acids. NCBI's taxonomy places the organism in Eukaryota, Fungi, Ascomycota, Eurotiomycetes, Chaetothyriales, Herpotrichiellaceae. The transcript has a single exon. The record is from RefSeq and is a predicted model, not a curated record.
AUGCUGGUUUCGUGCUCAUUGUUGCUCGCGGUGCUCGCCGGGUCUGCUCUUGCGCUGCCCUACCCUGAUGAAGAGAAGCGUGGUAAUACCGUUUAUCCGGUAUACAGCACUCCAACUUACAGCACGACUUACCCGGUAUAUACCACAACUUCCACCUACUACCCCGUGUAUACGAGCACCUACUCCUCCCCAGUGUAUACCACCACUUCAACCUACUACCCUGUGUACACAUCCAGCUCUACAUACUCUUCUGUAUACACUAGCACUUCAACCUAUUCGCCAGUGUACACAUCCAGCUCGACGUACUCCUCCCCAGUGUAUACGACCACUUCAACCUAUUCGCCGGUGUACACAUCCAGCUCUACAUACUCUUCUGUAUACACUAGCACUUCAACCUAUUCACCAGUGUACACAUCCAGCUCGACGUACUCCUCCCCAGUGUAUACGACCACUUCAACCUAUUCGCCAGUAUACACAUCCACGUACUCCUCUGUAUACACUAGCACCGCCACCUAUCCGGUUUACACCAGUUCCUCGACCUACUCGACCUACUAUACAACCUAUACCACUCCAGCAAUCUAUUCCACGAGCACCUAUACAACUCCCGUUGUCUAUACCACAACGACCUACACUACUCCCGUCUAUUCCUCGUACAGUCCGGCUGUCUACUCGUCCACGUACUCAACCUGCCCUGCCGCUGUAACCAGCACAGAGACCGUCUACUCAACCGUGACCGCGACGAGCACGUCGACAUAUACCGCAACAUCGACGUCGACAUACACGUCCACAACCACCGUGACAUACACCGCGACAGUCACCUCAACGGCCACUGUGACCUAUACCACCAGCAGCGUGGUGUACUCAUGCGCCCCGACCUACAGCAGUUCUACGUACAGCAGCUCCACCUACACGACGCCGGUCUACACGACCACGUACAGCACCUCCGUCUACCCCGUCUACACCCCUUACACCACUUACACCACCACAACUUACGGUUCUGGUUGGUAA